AUGUCACGGCGAAAAGCGAAAAGACCGACCAGUUUAUCUGUGCUUACCUCGCGACCUUGUCUCCGAGGCCCGGUUGAGCCUAAUUCUCAUGUUCUUAAAAAGUCUUUGUCUCGAGAUUUGUGUAGAGACGACGCGCAGUCGUCUGCCGCUCAUGGGUUCGCGGUCAGCAAGAAUCAAGCUUUUCUUGAAUCAGUGAUCGGAGUCCCGGGCGAUAAUAGACUUGAGAAAAAGUUUCUAGCGAGUAUGGCUUGCAACUGA
Protopolystoma xenopodis is the source of this 258-nucleotide messenger RNA. Lineage: Eukaryota; Metazoa; Platyhelminthes; Monogenea; Polystomatidea; Polystomatidae. The record is from the annotation of a GenBank genome assembly.